AUGCGGCGUCAAACGUGUCAAACUUCUAUAACCGCCAUAGCUUUCGCUGGGUGCAAGGUUGAGCCAGUUCCACCCUGGUCAGAAUUAGCUUUGGCGAACAAAGCUUUCCCUCACCGAUUCCCUCACCGAGCGCGAACAUCCCUCCACCGGGCGUUGAGAUUCUCCAGUAGUGACGACAACGAUUAUACGAUGAAGCGAUUGGCAGCCUUCCAGGAGACAGUGACCGACGGCGCCUUAUCUUCCGUCGGGAGGGUGGAAUUUCAUCUGAACGCGGAUGCUACGCUGAAUAAGUGGGUCUACUCUCAAGAAAUGAUGGAAGUGAUGAGCGUCAUCAAGUCGAAAAUACCCAAAGCCCUUGAAAACUGCCGGCUGCGCGGAGAUUCCGGAGAAGAGCUUCUGCCUAAAACCUUUGAAGCUAAUGGGCUAUUCAGAGCAAACUUUUGGAAGUUUAUCGCCCCUCAUGUCCGAGUCCUGGGUCUCAGCGACCUCUAUUCAAUGCCAAGCACAUUGCUCGCCUGUCCUGUGCUUAGAGAACUGCGCAUGUCCUUUGUAGCCUUAGAGGACGAGAUGUUCUUGCCAACAACCGGGACCGCAAAGUUGAAGAGCCUGGUCUGUAUCGAGUCGUGGGCAGCUGUUUGCUCCUCCCUGGGCCGAAUUCUCGAUAUAAGCGACUUGGAAGUCUUAGUUAUCGAACCCGACCGCCAAAUUCUUGAACUUGAUGAUCCAGCUGAAUAUCAAGAUGCUGUCAAACAAAUCAUAAACCACUGCAAGGGCUCUCUCAAGACGCUAAGCCUCUUUUAUGGUUAUAUUGAUGGAUCUGACCAGUUUAUCAGCCACGAAAUAAAUCUGUCGGAACACGUCAACCUCGAGCUCCUUAGUUUCAUGAUCCCAGAAGGCUGGGAGAAAGGCGACGAAAAUGGAAAUCCACAGGAUCCUGAGUGGCACAACCCUCUUUUGCAGGACGUCGACAAGAUUUUGAAGACUAUUGUUAGCAAGGACGUCGUGCACAACCUAGUCAUCCGCCUCGAGAACGAGAAGGUGGAACUUACUUGUCAUGGAAUCUCCGAAUUCUCUUCCCGGUCCUUCAAUUUUAUCCAGGAGGACCCGUCGGAAGAAAACUAG
Messenger RNA from Cyclocybe aegerita, 1122 nucleotides. The record is from the annotation of a GenBank genome assembly. Lineage: Eukaryota; Fungi; Basidiomycota; Agaricomycetes; Agaricales; Hemipholiotaceae.